Messenger RNA from Telopea speciosissima, 3169 nucleotides. RefSeq names its product MDIS1-interacting receptor like kinase 2-like. The transcript is spliced from 4 exons. Gene Ontology annotation, biological process: hormone-mediated signaling pathway; protein phosphorylation. NCBI's taxonomy places the organism in Eukaryota, Viridiplantae, Streptophyta, Magnoliopsida, Proteales, Proteaceae. Gene Ontology annotation, cellular component: plasma membrane. The coding region runs from base 77 to 3169 and encodes 1030 amino acids. The record is from RefSeq and is a predicted model, not a curated record. Gene Ontology annotation, molecular function: protein binding; ATP binding; protein kinase activity.
UACAACAAGAGCACAAAAAAAUGGAGAUGUAUUUUCCAUAUGGAAGUACGAUGGAACAAUUGCAUAUAGUGACAUCAUGGAAGCGACAGAAGAAUUUGACAUCAAAUAUUGCAUUGGCACUGGAGGUUGUGGGAGUGUUUAUAUAGCAAAGCUACCUACAGGGAAAGUAGUAGCUGUGAAAAAGCUUCAUCGCCUAGAAACAGAAGUAAAAGCUUAUGUGAAGAGCUUCACUAAUGUGAUACACGUAUUAACCAGAAUAUGGCAUCGGAACAUUGUGAAACUUUAUGGGUUUUGUUCCCAUCCGAAGAGCAAGUUUUUAGUUUAUGAAUACAUAGAAAGGGGAAGCUUAGCUUAUGUGCUUGGAAUUGAAGCAGAAGCCAUGCAAUUAGAUUGGAGAAAACGUUUGAAUGUCAUCAAAGGGAUCGCUCAUGCUUUGUCAUACUUGCAUCAUGACUGCACGCCACCAUUGAGUCAUCGGGAUAUAUCGAGCAAUAAUGUAUUGUUGGAUGCAGAUCUCGAGCCUCAUGUCUCAGGCUUUGGAACAACAAAAUUUCUAGAUCCUAAUUCAUCCAACCGCACUUUACUUAUAGGUACAUAUGGAUAUAUUGCUCCAGAGCUUGCUUAUACAAUGGUUGUGACUGAAAAAUGUGAUGUUUAUAGCUUUGGGGUAUUGGCACUAGAGACAAUUAUGGGAAGGCAUCCAGGUGAAUUCAUCUCUUUAUUAUCAUUGCCAAAUGCAAAAGAUGUAAUACUAAAGGAUAUGUUAGACCCUCGUCUUUCCCCACCAACAAAAUUGGUAGCGCAAGAUCUAACUUUGUCAAUGAUGCUUGCAAUUGCAUGCUUGCACACCAAUCCAAAAUCUCGUCCAACUAUAGAAUACAUUUCUCAAGAAUUUUUUGUUGUAUGGGCUGUUUUCACAACUGUAAGCCCAACUACUGCAACUGAAUCAUCAUCAUCAUCAUCAUCGUCAGAAGAAGCCAAGGCUCUACUCAACUGGAAAGCCAGUGGCUACAACUUUUCUGAUUCCUGGGAUGCAAAUGAUACAAGCCCGUGUGAUUGGGAAGGAAUAACAUGCAACACAGUUGGAAGAGUUACAGUGAUAAUCCUAUCUUCUUACCAAGUAUAUGCUGAGCUCCACAAGUUGAAUUUCUCCUCUUUCCAAUAUCUACUCCAUCUCGAUCUCUAUGAUAAUGGAUUUUCUGGAACCAUCCCAGAUGACAUCGGUAUGCUUUCCAAACUCACCUAUCUUGACCUGUCUUUCAACAAACUUUCGGGCCAAUUGCCUUCUUCACUAGCUAAUCUUACCCGAUUAACUGAGUUGGAUGUUUCUUAUAAUCUGCUCAUAGGAGAAAUCCCUCCUGCCAUAGGUAAGUUAAUCAACCUCAUCGAUCUCUACCUCUACAACAAUAAUUUCAACGGCUCAAUACCUCCUGCCAUAGGCAAGUUGAGCAACCUCACCCGUCUCUACCUCUUUAACAAUAAUUUCAACGGCUCAAUACCUCCUGCCAUAGGUAAGUUGAGCAACCUCGCCCAUCUUUACCUCUUUAACAAUAGUUUCUACGGCUCAAUACCUCGAGAAAUAGGAAACCUCAAAAAUCUCAAUUAUUUGGACCUAUCAAGUAACAUGCUUUCAGGUUCAAUACCUACAUACAUGGGGAAUUUGAAACAUCUGACUGGAUUGUGGCUAGCUGAAAACAACUUUUCAGGUUCAGUACCUACUACACCAAUCGGGAAUCUUAAGAAUCUCUCUACGUUGGACCUGAGUAACAAUAUGUUUACUGGUUCAAUACCUACUACAGCAAUCGGGAAUCUUAAGAAUCUCUCUACGUUGGACCUGAGUAACAAUAUGUUUACUGGUUCAAUCCCUAUGGAAAUUGGAGAUAUGGAACAACUGACGUUUCUUAAUCUCAGUCACAACAAGCUUUCAGGUUCAAUACCUGAACAUUUGGGGGAACUCAAUUUUUCUGAUUACAUUACAUUGGACUUGUCUUACAAUGAUUUAGAGGGCGUUGUUCCUGAUAAAAUUGCUUCUCAAGCACCAUGGGAGGCAUGGAAGAAUAACAAAGGUUUGUGUAGUAAUUAUUGGGGUCACUCAUCAUGUAAAACCAGAGAGAAAAGGCUUAAAGUCAAGAUCUCCAUUAUCAUAUCUCUUUCUAGCACCAUAUUUGUUGUUGCACUUGUAAUUGCUGUUGUGCGGUUCUUCUUCAGGCAAAAGUCGAUAAAUCUCAACACUGAUACAACAAGAGCACACAAAAAUGGAGAUAUAUUUUCCAUAUGGAAUUACGAUGGAACAAUUGCAUAUAGUGACAUCAUGGAAGCCACAGAAGAAUUUGACAUCAAAUAUUGCAUUGGCACCGGAGGUUGUGGAAGUGUUUACAUAGCAAAGCUACCUACAGGGAAAGUAGUAGCUGUGAAAAAGCUUCAUCACCAAGAAGCAGAAGUAAAAGCUUAUGUGAAGAGCUUCACUAAUGAGAUACACGUAUUAACAAGAAUACGACAUCGGAACAUUGUGAAACUUUAUGGGUUUUGUUCCCAUCCGAAGAGCAAUUUUUUAGUUUAUGAAUACAUAGAAAGGGGAAGCUUAGCUUAUGUGCUUGGAAUUGAAGCAGAAGCCGUGCAAUUGUAUUGGAGAAAACGUUUAAAUGUAAUCAAAGGGGUCGCUAAUGCUUUGUCAUACUUGCAUCAUGACUGCACGCCACCAUUGAUUCAUCGGGAUAUAUCGAGCAAUAAUGUAUUAUUGGAUGCAGAUCUCGAGCCUCAUGUCUCAGACUUCGGAACAGCUAAAUUUCUAGAUCCUGAUUCAUCCAACCGCACUUUACUUGUAGGUACAUAUGGAUAUAUUGCUCCAGAGCUUGCUUAUACAAUGGUUGUGACUGAAAAAUGCGAUGUUUAUAGCUUUGGGGUACUGGCACUAGAGACAAUUAUGGGAAGGCAUCCAGGUGAAUUCAUCUCUUCAUUAUCAUUGCCAAAUGCAAAAGAUGUAAUACUAAAGGAUGUGUUAGACCCACGUCUCUCUCCACCAACAAAAUUGGUAGCACAAGAUCUAACUUUCUCAAUGAUGCUUGCAAUUGCAUGCUUGGACACCAAUCCAAAAUCUCGUCCAACUAUGGAAUACAUUUCUCAAGAACUAAGAAAUCCUUUGAACCUUCACUCCAGACUUUCUACAUAA